Molecule: messenger RNA, 2515 nt
Organism: Prorocentrum cordatum
Lineage: Eukaryota; Dinophyceae; Prorocentrales; Prorocentraceae
Source: the annotation of a GenBank genome assembly
AUGCAGCCGUCUGGCACGGGCCUGCCGCCGAGCGGCGCGACGCCCCGGGGCGCCAUGGGAGCUCCGAAGGGCGGCGGCGGCGGCAAGGGCGGCGGCGGCAAGGGCGGCAAGGCCCCCAAUGGCGAGCGCCGGGUGUGGUCGCAGGGCGGCUACCAGGAGCAGCGGGCCCCCGCCGGAAGGGGCGCGCGGCCGGAGGAGGUGAGGCAGCUGCUGUCGGGGCAGGGGCUCCUGCCAGAGCCGAGGGCGGGCCAGUUGUGCGAGCAGCUGCGCGGCCUGAAGCUGGGCUACCUGCCUGGCGUCGGCGGCCCCGAGGGGGCACGGGCGUGGUCUCGGGUUAGCAAGGCGUGGUCUAUGCUCGGUGCCUCGCUCGACGGCCAGUGCGACGAGACCGAGGACGAGGUGUGGGCGGAGCUGACUGCGGCCGCGGGCGGGGAUUGGUUCGCCCAGGGGGACCCCCGGCAGGUGGAGAGGGACCUCAUGCGGCAGAACAGGUACGCCCACUACCUCUUCCUCAGCCUGCACCCCCACCUUGCCAUGCAGCGGCUGUCGCAGCAGGACCACAGUGACGAUCUGCCGCGGGUGCUGAUGGUCGCGGAGAAGCCCAGUGUGUGCAAGAUGAUCGCAGAGCACUUGUCGGGAGGCCGCAUGCGAAUGCGGAAGGGCAUGUCGAGGGCCUGCCAGAUCUACGAGCACGUGGGCUGGUUUCCUCAGGCAGGGCAGAAGUGUAGGUUCAUGACCACGAGCGUCGUGGGUCAUGUCUUCGGGCUCGACUUCAACAAGGAGGACAACCAGGGUGCGUGGAAUGACCCCUCUGUGCUGUUCCACGCGCGGACAGAGAAGAUCAUAGAGGACACCACGGCCAAGCUGAAGGUGGUGGAGCACCUCCAGGAACUCUCCAAAGAGGCGGAGUACCUCGUGCUCUGGUUAGACUGCGACCGCGAGGGGGAGAACAUCGGCUUUGAGGUGAUAGGCAUCUGUCGGGAGGACUUCCCGUCGGACGAGAACAUCUACCGGGCACAGUUCUCCGCAUUGACUGAGCCAGAGAUGAAGAGGGCGUUGAACACGCUCGUUCGACCCAACAAGUACAUGUCUAUGGCCGUCGAUGCACGUCAGGAGCUGGACCUGAAGAUCGGGGUAUCGUUCACCAGGUUCCUGACGCGCAGCCUGAUUGAAAACUGCAGGCAGAAAUUUUACCGCGACCUGAAGGUCAUCUCGUACGGUCCGUGCCAGACCCCGACGCUCUGGUUCUGUGUGGAGCGUCACCACGAGAUCCAGAACUUUCAGCGCCAGACGUUCUGGACUCCGAAGCUCACGGUGGACGUGCCUGGGGUGGGGCCCUGCCAGCUCGAGUGGGGGCAGGGGAGGACCUUCGACCCACAGGAGGCCCAGGACGUGGAGCGCACCUGCCGGCAGGCGGGCCAGGUGAUUGUGCAGGAGGUGAGGUCGGAGCAGAAGGCCGUGCGGAGACCAGUGGGCCUGAACACCGUGCAGCUGCUGAAGGCCGCCUCCACGGGUAUGGGCAUGUCGCCUGUCGUGGCCAUGAAGAACGCGGAGCACCUGUACACGACAGGGUACAUCUCGUAUCCCAGGACUGACCGAGUCCACCAAGUACCCCGAUUCGUUCGACAUGGCCGAGGCAAGACCGCCAGCUACAUCCUCAACAACAAUCCGAUGAUCCGGCCGCCCACCUCUGGCCACGACGCUGGGGACCAUCCCCCGAUCACGCCGAUGAGGUGUGCACCGCGCGGGGAGAUCACCAAGGGGAAGGAAUGGAAACUCUACGACUACAUCGCGAGGCACUUCAUCGCAUCACUGAUGGACGACUUCCAGUAUGUGGAGCACCAGAUGGUUGUCGUGGUUGGCAACCGCUACCAGGCGGGGGGUCGGCGGACACUUGGCACACCGUGCAGGAGCGCGGUUUCUUCUUCGCCAUGCCGUGGAAGCAGAACGACCUUCACCUCAACGAGACGGGGGCUGUCCGGGACGCGCGCCCUGGGCAGGCGAUGCGGAUCAAGGGCGUGAGGAACGAGGACCGAGGAUUUCACGCGCCCGCCGGACUACCUCAAGGAGAGCGAGCUCAUCGAGAAGAUGGACAGGCAGGGCAUCGGCACCGACGCGUCCAUCCCGCAGCACGUCCAGAACAUCCUGGACCGUCGGUACUGCCAGGUCUGCGGCCCGGGGGACGACGGGUGGCCUGGCAAGCCGAUACCGACCGAGGAGAGCAGUUGUGGAAGAUGAGGCAGAAGAACCCGAACGAGAGAAUAGAGAUGCCCAAGUCGCGGCACAUGGUCCCUUCCGGCCUCGGCCUCGCGCUGAUCGGUGCACGCUCCGGGGCCCCCUGCCUCGCUCCCCUUCGGGCUCGGGCCCGGGCUGGCGACCUCUGCCCCGUCCAGGGUGUGGGGUGGGUGACACGGUGGGAGCCUGGCCCGCUCGUGGUGGGGCUGGCGAGCCGCUCGCCACCCCCCUCCUUUCCCUCCUCUGCCUCGUCCCCCCUCCCUUUCGUGCUCCUUCCCAC